Messenger RNA from Cylindrotheca closterium, 3684 nucleotides. Lineage: Eukaryota; Bacillariophyta; Bacillariophyceae; Bacillariales; Bacillariaceae. The record is from the annotation of a GenBank genome assembly.
AUGACUAGAUCCAAACAAUCCAAGGACAAGUUCCUGAUGAAGACACGAUCCGCAGUAACAGACACAAAUGAAUCUGGAUCGGCAUCCGAGGAUAACAGUGGAGAAGGAGGGAUUAUGGAGAGAAUGACUAUGGAAUCUACAACUGACACUGAUCCAACUCAUCACGAUGAUGAAAACGCCGCCCCCAUGAACAAUGAUGAAUUCGAACGGGUGGCAAUCAAAUGUUUCCGAUUAUUUGUCUUUGCUUUGAUGCUAGCAGCUACCAUCGCAGCAGGGUUCACCAGUUGGUUCUUUUUGGAUCGAGAGGAGUCAAAUAAUUUCAAUCAGGAGGACAUUAAACAAGUUUCGCAAGACCGAACGUCGGACUUGGUGGCCGAAUUCCGUUCCUUGUCCUCUACCAUCACCGCUUUGUCGAUCAAUUCUAAAACGAAUUGGCCUUUCUUCACAGACUUGAACUAUCCCACGAUUGUGGCCAACUUCAUGGAAACAGCUGGUGUCACCAUGGUUGCUAUAGCACCCUUUGUCAAGAACGAAGUUGACCUGCAAAAAUGGGCUGACUACUCCCAGGCCAAUCAAGAAUGGAUCCCUCAGAGUCUCCUCUUGGAGCAACAGCCGGAUCCUUCCAAUUACACACAAAUCUUCCCUGGUGUCUUUCGGAAUUCGGCGGGGGGGCGGAUUCCCGAAAAGGGAGACGGUCCGUUUGCCCCGGUGUGGCAAAUGUUUCAAGCUCCUCGAGAUGGCAGGCUUGUCAAUUUUAAUAUGCUAUCGGAUCCUCACUACAAGGAAAUUUUCGAGUCUUUAAUGGAGGAGAAAACAGGUGCUCUUUCCGAUCGCCUGGGUCCCAAUAACGCAGGUCUGAUGGAAAAUUUUCCUGCAUCAACCCAGUAUUUUGUCAACAGGAAUCCGAUCAGCAUGUUCAUCGCUCCGGUAUUCAAGGAUGCCACCAAUCAAGAGAUAGUUGCCACUGUAAGCGCGGCUUUUAAUUGGAUGAACUUGUUUGCCUUGCCCAGUGGCGAGCUCACACCACCAGUAGAUGUCGUACUUAACGACGGGUGUGCCAAUGAGUUCACCUUCCGGGUAACUGGCUCUGUAAGUGAGUUUGUUGGAUUCGGCAGUCUACAUGAUCCCACCUAUGAGGAGCACGAACGGUCCUUCGCAUUUUCACCGUCCCUUCGCACAUAUCAUGUGGGAGGAACUGGGUGCUCCUAUCAGGUCCGCGUCUUUCCUACCAAGAGCUUCUGGGACACCUACCAUACUACUUAUCCAGCAUCCAUGGCUGGUGUCAUCACAGCCGUCUUCAUCUUGGUCGGGAUCAUUUUGUAUAUGUACGACGCCGCAGUGCACAUGAGACAGAGCAAGAUUCUUGCAGUUGCGUCGCGAUCCGAAAAGAUCUUGUCCGUGCUGUACCCAAAGACCAUUCGAGACAGACUCUUUGGCAUUGAAGAAGAGACUGUGACGGAGGAACAAAAGUCUUCUCAAGGUGCUAGUGCGAUUCGGCGAUUCAAUGAAGAUCUUUUGAAAAAGGCAAACAAAUAUCAGCUUAAGAGUUUCAUGAAGAGCACACCUUCUGCUCAUCCUCAUGAAACCGAUUUCUUGGAUACGAAGCCCAUUGCUGAUCUCUUCCUUCAUGCCACAGUAUUAUUUGCCGACAUUUCUGGUUUCACGGCAUGGAGCUCGGUCCGUGAGCCUACGCAAGUCUUCACCCUUCUCGAGUCUGUCUAUAGAACCUUUGAUAUCACUGCAAAACGUCGAAAUGUGUUCAAGGUGGAGACAGUAGGUGAUUGUUACGUAGCAGUUACCGGUUUGCCUGAGCCGACUAAGGCACAUGCUACAAUCAUGGCUUCUUUCGCAAGGGCCUGUGUGGAAAAGUUUGAAGAUUUGGUUGGAUCGUUGGAGACAACACUUGGCCCUGAUACUGGAGACUUGGGAAUCCGCGUGGGAAUGCACAGUGGACCAGUCACGGCCGGGGUAUUGAGAGGAGAGAAGGCGCGUUUCCAGCUCUUUGGCGAUACUGUCAAUACAGCAUCUCGAAUUGAGUCCUCUGGUGAACGCAAUCGCAUUCAUUUGUCGCAAGAGACUGCUGACCUAUUGGCAGCUGCUGGAAAAUCACAUUGGCUGAGUAGCCGCGAACAGCUUGUGACUGCAAAAGGAAAGGGGAAACUGCAGACGUACUGGCUUCUGACCAAGCAAGAAGAAGCUAGUAUCAACAUUACAUCGCAAACUGUCGAUUCGGCUUUCACAGAUGAUGAGGCGUCUGACGAUGGUAGUGGUAUUUUCCUGAACAGUCCUUCCGUCAGCUCAGAAUUCUCUCUAGAUCUAGGAACCAGCACCUUGGAGGACAUCGAAAAGUCGCUACCUUCUAGAACACGACGCUUGUGUCAGUGGAAUGUGGAUGUGUUGACAAGGCUUCUGAAACAGAUCGUGGCUCACAGACUUGCGUCUGAUUUGGGCAACAAGGAUUGGGAAUCCGAUCUUUCGCGACGUGAAAAGGAAAUCCGUCGACACAUCUCUGUUCUUGAUGAAGUAGUUGAAAUCAUUCCUCUUCCUGGGUUCGAUCAAAGUGUCUACAAAGGACAGCAAGCUCACGAAAGGAUUGAGCUUUCUGAGGCUGUAAUCGAACAGAUUCGGUUGUAUGUUGCGUGUAUCGCUGCGAUGUACAAAGACAAUCCAUUCCACAACUUUGAGCAUGCUUCACAUGUCAUGAUGUCCGUUUCCAAGCUCCUUUCCCGUAUCAUUGCUGCUGACGAUGUUUUGAAUGCAGAUCAAAACGCUGCCUCGUCAGAUGACUUAUUGGGAUGGUCGAUUCACGAUCACACAUAUGGCAUUACAUCCGAUCCAAUGACACAGUUCACUGUCAUUCUUGCUGCCAUGGUACACGACGUUGAUCACUCUGGGGUUUCCAAUAAUCAGCUCAUCAACGAAGGAAGCAAGCUUGCAGACCUUUUCAAUAAUAAGAGUGUGGCAGAACAAAACUCGACGGUCUUGGCCUGGGAUAUUCUUAUGCAUCCCCGCUUCCAAGACUUUCGACGCACCAUCUACGCAGCCCCGUAUGAGCUGGAUCGGUUCCGCCAGCUAAUGACGAAUACCGUACUGGCCACUGAUAUCAUGGACAAGGAGCUUCAAGCAUUGCGUCGAAACCGAUGGGAUGCAGCCUUCAAUACUAAUGCAGCCCUUGCAGCCCGUUCAGAGGAGGCAACCAAAGACAUGGUCAAUCGCAAGGCUACAAUCGUGAUUGAGCACUUGAUUCAGGCUUCGGAUGUUGCCCACACCAUGCAACAUUGGCACAUUUACUGCAAAUGGAACGAGCGCUUGUUUCAGGAAAUGGCAGUAGCCUACAAAGCUGGUCGUCUUCCUUUCAAUCCAGCAGAGAAGUGGUAUGAGGGGGAAAUCGGGUUCUUGGACAACUAUGUGAUUCCAUUGGCAAAGAAGUUGAAGAAUUGUGGUGUGUUUGGGGUUGCAAGUGACGAGUAUUUGAACUAUGCAAUGGAGAAUCGUUGCGAGUGGGAAGAAAAGGGACGAGACUUUGUUGCGACCUUGACUGCAAGAUACAUGGAUGAUCCCAAUGCUAGCACCGGAAUGAUGAUGGUCCAGCAGCAGGAAAACAAACGUAGCUCCAGGAGAUUGACUAUCAACAUGGACAGCCGAAAUUAUGAAGAAGCUAUUGCUCAGGUCGGAAAGCAAUAG